This is a messenger RNA of Parascedosporium putredinis, 1731 nucleotides long. The record is from the annotation of a GenBank genome assembly. Lineage: Eukaryota; Fungi; Ascomycota; Sordariomycetes; Microascales; Microascaceae.
AUGGAUAACUACUUUUUCCCCUUCCCCACAUCCUUCCCUGUGGCCCAGGCGGCAGAAAGCAACGAGUUCCUGCGGCGCUUCCCCGAGCACAACAUUUUCGAGUUCAUCGCCAACAACCCUUUCCAGGAGGAGUGCGAUUUCGUCCCCGCCGCCCACAAACUCGCCCCCAUCGAGCCCAGCAGGCCCAUCUUUGUUGAUUACAAGUCCGGCCGCACCGUCACCCAUGGCCAGCUUAAGCAGGACUCCCUCGCCGUCGCCGGCGCCCUCCAGUCUCUCGGCCUCGACCCCAACAACGUCCAUGUCCUGCCCCCGACGCCCACCUGCGCCCGCCCCGAGGUCGCCCCCGUCGUCCUGAUCCAGGUCCCCAACUGCCUCUCCUUCCCCACCCUCGUCCUCGGCGCCUUCGCCUCCGGCCUCACGGCCACCCUGGUAUCGCCCGCCUUGACGAGCGAAGAAAUCUCGUGGAUCCUGCAAAAUGCUCGGCCCCGCGCCAUCAUCACCGCCACCAACUGCGUCAAGGCCAUGAGGGCCGCCCUCGCUGCCCAGGAGGACGCCGCCUACUUUGCCAACGUACCCCUCUUCACCGUCGAGGUCGCCAACGAGACCCGUGAUCCUGUGGUCCUCGGGUACCUCGGGCCGCUCAAGGGCGUCCUCCUGUCCCACAACGCCCUCAACUUCUCCAUCGGCUCCAUCUGGCACGACGCCGACUACUUCCAAGGCCUGACGCAAAAGUGGCUCGGCUACGUCCCCUUCUACCACGUCUUUGGCCUCUGCAACAUUCUCCUGCUCACCGUGUCCAUCGGCGCCACCGUCUACGUCAUGCCCUCCUUCCACCUCGAGACCGUCCUCCAGGCCAUCCCCAAGCAAGGCAUCACCUACUUCCACAUGGCGCCGCCCGUCGCCGUCAUGCUGGCCAAGGCGGCCAUCGUCGAAAAAUACGCCAAGCGCGACGCCAACGGCCGCAACGCCUUUUCCAGCGUGGUUGCCGGCGUCACCGGCGGCGCCCCUCUCGGCCACGAGGUCGUCGUCGAGGUCUACAAGCGCCUGGGCUUCCGCGUCAGGCUCGGCUACGGCCUGUCUGAGGCCUGCAGCACCACCCUGCAGCGCGGCUACACCGAGGCCGACAUGCACGCGCAGGCCGGCGACAGCGGCAAGCCCCACUGGGGCGACGGCGAGAUUCUCAUCCGCUGCCCCGGUCUCAUGAGCGCCUACCUCCCCAUCGGCGGCCUAUCCCCCGGCGCCAAGCCCGACAUGGGCGUCACGGCGGAGGCCCUCACCCACGACGGGUGGUUCCGCACCGGCGACGUGGGCAUCCUCUGCACCGAGGGCCGCCUCCGCAUCACCGACCGCCUCAAGGAGAUGAUCAAGGUGCGCGCUUUCCAGGUCGCCCCCGCCGAGCUCGAGGCCAUCCUGUGCAGCAGCGACGACGUGGCCGACGCGGGCGUCGUGGGCAUCUACGAUAACAACGAGGCGACCGAGUGGCCCCGCGCCUUUGUCGUGCCCCGCGUCCAGGCGGGCGAGGCGGAGCUCCGCGAGCUGGCGCACAAGCUGGCCCGCUUGGUGGAGGGCCGUACGGCCAAGUACAAGUGGCUCCAGGGCGGCAUCAUUUUCGUUGAGGCUAUUCCCAAGUCGCCGAGCGGCAAGAUCUUGAGGAGGAUCAUGAAGGAUGGCGGGGUCAAGGGCUUCGAGGUCCAGAUUUACCAGAGGAAGAAGAGGGAUGCCAAGCUGUAA